AUGAAUGCAAUCUUCCAUGACAUGAUUGGGAAAUUUAUGGAAGUAUACAUUGACGACGUGGUGGUGAAAUCAGCGACAAAGGUGAAACAUCUGGCCAACUUGAGGAGAUCAUUUGAGAGAAUGAGAACCCAUGGUUUGAAGAUGAACCCACUUAAACGCGCCUUUAGAGUGACAGCAGGGAACUUUCUAGGGUUCUUGGUGCAUCGGAGGGGUAUCGAGGUCGACAAGAAUAAAGCUAGGGCAAUCAUCAAAGCUCAACCACCUCGCAACAAGAAGGAGUUACAAAGACUAAUUGGUCAAAUCACAUACUUGGGAAGGUUUAUUUCAAACCGUGCUGGAAAAAUCCAUACCUUUUCUCCGCUCUUAAAGCUCAAAUCAGAGGAAGACUUUCGAUGGGAAAAGCAUCACCAACAUGUGUUUGAAUCAAUCAAGGAAUAUCUUGCUAACCCUCCUGUCCUUAUGCCACCUAGGAAGAAACAGCCGCUGAAGUUAUAUAUUUCAGCCGCGGAUGAGUCAAUCGGAAGUUUGUUAGCCCAAGAUAAUGAAGUAGGGAAAGAACUGGCAGUGUAUUACCUUAGUCAUAUUUUGACACCGGUUGAGCGUCGAUAUACGCCAAUCGAAAAAAUGUGUCUUGUUUUGCUUUUUGCUGCUCACAAAUUGAGAAUAUAUAUGCUACUUGUUUUAGUUUAUGUGAUUUGUGCCACUGACUUAAUUAAGUAUAUGCUUUCUCGUCCAAUAAUUUUUGGACGAAUAGGCAAUUGGUCCUUGGCCCUUAUGGAAUUUAGUUUCCAAUAUGCGCCUCAAAGGGCCGUGAAGGGCCAAGCACUUGCUGAUUUCCUAGCUGACCAUCCAUGCUUGGAUGUUGAUCCGGGAGUCUAUGAUGCAAUGGAGUUAUGUGCUAUUCAACUAACUCCUUGGACUCUAAUCUUUGACGGAUCCAGCGCAAAUGAUAUCGGGGGAGCUGGAGUUGUAAUAAUUGUAUCAAAUGGCAGGAAAACAACAUAUUCUUUCUUUCUAGAUUUCAAAUGUUCUAACAAUCAAGUGGAAUAUGAAGCUCUGAUUAUUGGUCUUGAAAUACUCUUAGAGAUGGGGGCACAGACCGUUGAAAUCAUAGGUGAUUCAAGUCUAGUGAUCGGUCAGUUGUCCAGCAAUUUCAGGUGCCAAAGUUGGCACCUCAAACCAUUUCACUCUAUAGCCAUGCAAUUACUACAAGAAUUUGCAGAGGUAAAGGUUAAGCACGUUUAUAGAUUGCAUAAUAAAGAGGCCAAUGAUUUGGCUCAAAUAGCAUCUGGCGUUAGGGUGCCAGAACGAAUAAUGGAGAAUUUGAUCAGAAUAAAGAGAAGAUCAUUACCCUCAGUUAAGGUGAGGGAAGAAUUGUUGGCAGAGGUCUUUACAAUCGAGGUGGAAGACGAUAUGGAAGAGAAUGAUUGGAGAACACCGAUCAUCGAUUUUCUCAAAAAUCCAGACCCUAAGGCUGACAAGAAGCUAAAGAUCAAAUCUCUUAAGUUUGUGAUGAUUGAUGGAGACCUAUUCAGGAAAAGCAUCAAAGAUGACCUACUCUUAAGGUGUGUUAGUAAGAAAGAAGCCAUGAAAGUAAUGGGAGAGACCCAUGAAGGGAUAUGUGGUGCUCACUAA
Cornus florida is the source of this 1635-nucleotide messenger RNA. RefSeq lists its product as uncharacterized. Gene Ontology annotation, molecular function: RNA-DNA hybrid ribonuclease activity; nucleic acid binding. The record is from RefSeq and is a predicted model, not a curated record. Bases 1 to 1635 code for a protein of 544 amino acids. The transcript has a single exon. NCBI's taxonomy places the organism in Eukaryota, Viridiplantae, Streptophyta, Magnoliopsida, Cornales, Cornaceae.